Onychomys torridus (southern grasshopper mouse) is the source of this 8032-nucleotide messenger RNA. RefSeq names its product protein tyrosine phosphatase receptor type D (gene Ptprd). Bases 1265 to 6391 code for a protein of 1708 amino acids. The record is from RefSeq and is a predicted model, not a curated record. The transcript is spliced from 30 exons. NCBI's taxonomy places the organism in Eukaryota, Metazoa, Chordata, Mammalia, Rodentia, Cricetidae. Gene Ontology annotation, biological process: protein dephosphorylation. Gene Ontology annotation, molecular function: protein binding; protein tyrosine phosphatase activity.
GUGUUUUUUACUUUUUACCCACCUUACAAAACUAUCACUUAAACCAAUAACAAAGAAUACAAAUGAAAUGAAUGUAGCUGCACUGUGGUCUUCUUUUGGUUAAUGGUAUAUAAUUGCAGAGAAUGUUUUGGCCUUGGCUUCGGUUGCUUGCUGGUGGUGUCUAAAUGCAUGAUGGGAGAAAAUACACCUGGGUGCAUGGGAACGGGUAACACUUAACUCUCUAUGGUCCAGUGCAUUGGUCAGUGUUCCUGCUUUCCCACCCCUUCCCCCCAACUCUUCCCAUCUUCCACCCACCUUUUAUUUCUGCCUUCUCAGGGUGCCUGCUUGCCCCCAGGUGAUGUUUUAUAAUUGUUCCUUGACCCCUCCAUUUUUCUUGAUACGUUCUUCGAUGCCUCAGAGUCUGUGCUGGCCCCUGCUUGCUUCAAUAAACCUCUGAGUUGACUGCAGGAGGCAUGCUUAGCACUGUCCUUCCUAUGAAUGUCACUCACCCCCCACACCAUUGCAGUGAGCCCUCUCCAGGCAGAGGUUUUCUUUUCCUAAGUGCAGCCAAAGUUUCCAGACAGAGUACCUCUCCUUCUUCUUGGGGUUAAGAGGUUGUUUCCAUGCCCUUUCCUGUAACUUCAAAAACCAUUGUUUGCUAUCUGUAUUUACUUUAGUGUACUCCUGAAAGUGGUCCCUCUGGUUUAAAGUUCUCACAGUGAAAGGUUUGGCCCCCAAAGUCCAAGACAGACCCUAUUUCUUUCUCACCUUAGUUUUGACGAUGUCAAAGGACAUGUACUUGAACACAGCAGAACAUUCAGAUUAUCUGAAGCAGGAACACUGAACCAUGUUUGCUUGACAGUGGGUCUGGUUUUGGUGUUUGUUUUUUCUGUGUCAUGUUGUUUUAACAUAGUCACUCCUCUUAAUGUCACAUCCUGCUGUGUAGUUUAGAUCCAUUGUCCAUCACUUUGAAUAUAGACAUAAAGUUCCUCUUUACUGGAUUCUGUGGUCAUUGAUGCUAUUUAACCUUAUAUACAAGCUGGAUGGAAUCCUGAAUGUGAAUCCCUCCUCCCUGAGACUGCAAUCCUCUACCUGUAACAACCUCCCUGUAAUCAUCUAACCUGUUACCUUCUAACUUUCAAUCAAGUUCACAUCUCAAGCACAACACUCUACCUUCUUUCUGUUUGUUUGUUUUAAUUUCCCACUGUUCCUUCUUUGUCUUUGUCUAGGAUUCCAGCCAUUCUUCUGUUGUUCUAUUGUGGACCUUAAGAGUCCCAACUUCUGCAUGACUUGCAUGACUCAAUCCAUUCGCCGUGUCCCACCAAGAUUCUCUAUCCCACCCACUAAUCAUGAAAUAAUGCCAGGUGGAAGUGUUAAUAUCACCUGUGUGGCAGUGGGGUCACCAAUGCCUUAUGUGAAGUGGAUGUUGGGGGCAGAAGAUCUGACACCUGAAGAUGAUAUGCCAAUAGGAAGAAAUGUCUUAGAACUGAACGAUGUAAGACAGUCAGCAAAUUACACCUGUGUUGCUAUGUCAACACUGGGCGUCAUUGAAGCAAUAGCACAGAUCACUGUCAAAGCCUUACCCAAGCCUCCAGGGACUCCAGUGGUGACUGAGAGCACAGCUACAAGCAUCACACUGACGUGGGACUCUGGGAACCCUGAACCUGUCUCUUACUACAUCAUUCAACAUAAGCCUAAAAAUUCUGAAGAACCAUACAAAGAAAUUGAUGGGAUAGCAACCACACGCUACAGUGUGGCUGGACUAAGUCCCUACUCGGAUUAUGAAUUUAGAGUUGUUGCUGUCAAUAACAUUGGUCGAGGUCCACCAAGUGAGCCUGUAUUAACGCAGACCUCAGAGCAAGCACCAUCCAGUGCCCCACGGGAUGUCCAGGCACGCAUGUUGAGCUCAACUACCAUUCUGGUACAGUGGAAGGAACCUGAGGAGCCAAAUGGACAGAUCCAAGGAUAUAGAGUUUAUUAUACAAUGGACCCAACUCAGCAUGUCAACAACUGGAUGAAACACAAUGUAGCUGAUAGCCAAAUCACUACUAUUGGCAAUUUAGUACCCCAAAAAACAUACUCUGUCAAAGUCCUGGCUUUUACCUCAAUUGGAGAUGGCCCUCUUUCAAGUGACAUACAAGUCAUUACUCAGACAGGAGUACCAGGGCAGCCACUAAAUUUCAAAGCUGAACCUGAAUCUGAAACAAGUAUUUUGAUGUCUUGGACACCUCCGCGUUCAGAUACCAUUGCCAGCUAUGAACUGGUCUACAGAGAUGGGGAGCAAGGAGAAGAGCAGCGAAUCACCAUUGAGCCAGGCACAUCUUACAGGCUGCAAGGGCUGAAACCAAACAGCCUAUACUACUUCCGUCUGUCUGCACGCUCUCCUCAAGGCCUGGGUGCUUCUACAGCUGAAAUAUCAGCUAGAACAAUGCAAUCAAAGCCAUCAGCUCCUCCUCAAGAUAUUAGUUGCACCAGCCCAAGCUCCACUAGUAUUUUGGUAAGUUGGCAACCUCCACCAGUGGAAGAGCAGAAUGGCAUUAUCACUGAAUACUCCCUCAAGUAUGCUGCAGUCCAUGGGGAAGACUACAAGCCUCAUGAGGUUUUGGGAAUUCCUCCGGAUACUACCAAAUACCUUUUGGAACAGCUGGAAAAAUGGACUGAAUACCGGAUCACUGUGACUGCCCACACAGAUGUCGGCCCUGGCCCUGAGAGCUUGUCCGUGUUGAUUCGAACCGAUGAAGAUGUUCCCAGUGGUCCUCCUCGAAAAGUCGAGGUGGAGGCUGUCAAUGCCACGGCUGUUAAAGUCUCGUGGCGCUCACCUGUGCCCAAUAAGCAGCAUGGCCAGAUAAGAGGAUAUCAGGUGCACUAUGUGAGAAUGGAAAACGGGGAGCCCAAGGGCCAGCCCAUGCUGAAGGACGUCAUGCUGGCUGAUGCACAGUGGGAAUUUGAUGAUGCUACUGAACAUGACAUGAUCAUCUCUGGGCUACAGCCUGAAACGUCCUACUCCCUGACUGUCACAGCUUACACCACCAAAGGCGAUGGUGCUCGAAGCAAGCCCAAGCUAGUGUCCACCACUGGGGCAGUUCCAGGGAGACCCCGGCUUGUGAUUAACCACACCCAAAUGAAUACGGCUCUCAUUCAGUGGCACCCCCCUGUGGACACAUUUGGACCCCUUCAGGGCUAUCGUCUAAAAUUUGGCCGGAAAGACAUGGAGCCCCUCACUACUCUUGAAUUCUCUGAGAAAGAAGACCACUUUACAGCCACAGAUAUCCACAAGGGUGCAUCAUACAUCUUCAGACUCUCAGCCAGAAAUAAAGUGGGCUUUGGGGAGGAAAUGGUGAAAGAAAUUUCUGUUCCAGAAGAAAUACCAACUGGAUUUCCUCAAAACCUCCACUCAGAAGGCACCACUUCAACUUCCGUUCAGUUAUCUUGGCAACCACCUGUCCUGGCAGAAAGAAAUGGCAUUAUCACCAAAUAUACCAUCCUGUAUAGGGAUAUCAACAUUCCCCUUCAUCCAAUGGAGCACCUUAUUGUUCCAGCUGACACCUCUAUGACACUCACUGGCUUAAAAUCAGAUACUACAUAUGAUGUAAAAGUACGUGCUCACACGAGCAAAGGGCCCGGGCCAUAUAGUCCCAGUGUCCAGUUCAGGACACUGCCUGUGGAUCAAGCAGUGUUUGCAAAAAAUUUUCAUGUCAAAGCAGUUAUGAAGACUUCAGUGCUGCUGUCUUGGGAGAUUCCAGAGAAUUACAAUUCUGCUAUGCCUUUCAAAAUUCUUUAUGAUGAUGGGAAGAUGGUAGAAGAAGUGGAUGGCCGAGCUACUCAGAAGUUAAUUGUUAACCUGAAGCCUGAGAAAUCAUACUCCUUUGUGUUAACCAAUCGUGGGAACAGUGCUGGUGGAUUACAGCAUAGGGUAACAGCGAAGACUGCCCCAGAUGUGCUCCGAACCAAGCCUGCCUUCAUUGGGAAGACCAACUUGGAUGGCAUGAUUACUGUGCAACUACCUGAUGUUCCUGCAAAUGAAAACAUAAAGGGUUACUACAUUAUAAUUGUGCCUUUGAAGAAGUCUCGUGGGAAAUUCAUCAAGCCCUGGGAGAGCCCUGAUGAAAUGGAGUUGGAUGAGCUGCUUAAGGAGAUAUCUAGGAAACGCAGAAGCAUCCGUUAUGGGAGAGAAGUUGAAUUAAAGCCAUAUAUUGCUGCUCACUUUGAUGUCCUUCCCACUGAGUUCACCCUGGGGGAUGACAAACAUUAUGGCGGAUUUACUAACAAGCAACUCCAAAGUGGACAAGAAUAUGUUUUCUUUGUGUUAGCAGUGAUGGACCAUGCAGAAUCUAAAAUGUAUGCAACCAGCCCAUACUCCGACCCUGUUGUGUCAAUGGAUCUGGAUCCACAACCAAUCACAGAUGAAGAAGAAGGCUUGAUAUGGGUCGUAGGUCCUGUCCUUGCUGUGGUCUUUAUCAUCUGUAUUGUGAUUGCUAUUCUUCUUUAUAAAAGUAAACCUGACAGGAAGAGGGCAGAGUCAGAGUCCAGAAAAAGCAGCUUACCGAACAAUAAGGAAGUCCCUUCACACCACCCAACAGACCCAGUAGAGCUGAGACGCCUUAACUUUCAAACGCCAGGUUCAGAUGAUUCCGGUUACCCUGGUAACCUUCAUUUUUCAAGUAUGGCUAGCCAUCCUCCAAUACCUAUCUUGGAACUUGCAGACCAUAUUGAGAGGUUGAAAGCAAAUGACAACCUGAAGUUUUCCCAGGAAUAUGAGUCAAUUGACCCUGGCCAGCAGUUCACAUGGGAACACUCAAACUUGGAAGUAAACAAACCAAAGAACAGAUAUGCAAAUGUCAUUGCAUAUGAUCACUCUAGGGUUCUCUUAUCAGCAAUAGAAGGUAUCCCUGGAAGUGACUAUGUGAAUGCCAACUACAUAGAUGGAUAUAGGAAACAAAAUGCCUAUAUUGCAACACAAGGAUCUCUUCCCGAAACAUUCGGGGACUUUUGGAGAAUGAUAUGGGAGCAACGGAGUGCCACAGUUGUCAUGAUGACAAAGCUUGAAGAAAGGUCAAGGGUGAAGUGUGACCAGUAUUGGCCCAGCAGAGGCACUGAAACUCAUGGGCUGGUCCAGGUGACGCUGCUGGAUACUGUGGAGCUAGCCACAUACUGUGUCAGGACAUUUGCACUUUAUAAGAAUGGUUCCAGUGAGAAGAGAGAAGUGAGACAAUUCCAGUUCACCGCCUGGCCUGAUCACGGGGUUCCAGAGCACCCCACACCUUUCCUAGCGUUCUUACGAAGAGUCAAAACCUGUAACCCUCCAGAUGCAGGGCCAAUGGUCGUGCACUGCAGUGCGGGUGUUGGCCGGACUGGCUGCUUCAUUGUAAUAGAUGCCAUGUUAGAAAGAAUAAAGCAUGAGAAAACUGUAGAUAUUUAUGGCCAUGUAACUCUAAUGAGAGCCCAGAGGAAUUACAUGGUGCAGACAGAGGACCAGUACAUCUUUAUCCAUGAUGCGCUGUUAGAAGCAGUGACAUGUGGAAAUACCGAAGUGCCGGCUAGAAACUUGUAUGCCUACAUUCAGAAGCUGACACAAAUAGAAACAGGGGAGAAUGUCACCGGAAUGGAGCUCGAAUUUAAGCGUCUAGCCAGUUCAAAAGCUCACACCUCAAGAUUCAUCAGUGCCAAUCUUCCAUGUAAUAAAUUCAAAAACCGCCUUGUUAAUAUUAUGCCAUAUGAAUCCACAAGGGUGUGCCUGCAGCCUAUCAGAGGAGUAGAAGGCUCUGAUUACAUCAAUGCCAGUUUUCUUGAUGGAUACAGACAACAGAAAGCCUACAUUGCUACACAGGGGCCCUUAGCAGAGACAACUGAAGACUUCUGGCGCAUGCUUUGGGAACACAACUCUACCAUUGUUGUGAUGCUCACCAAGCUGAGAGAGAUGGGCAGAGAGAAAUGUCACCAGUACUGGCCAGCAGAACGAUCUGCAAGAUACCAGUAUUUUGUUGUAGAUCCCAUGGCUGAGUAUAACAUGCCUCAGUAUAUCCUGAGGGAAUUCAAGGUCACAGAUGCCAGGGACGGCCAGUCCCGAACAGUGAGGCAGUUCCAGUUCACUGACUGGCCAGAACAAGGAGUGCCAAAGUCUGGAGAAGGAUUUAUUGAUUUCAUUGGCCAGGUCCAUAAAACAAAGGAGCAGUUUGGACAAGAUGGGCCCAUUUCAGUGCAUUGCAGUGCUGGCGUUGGAAGAACUGGAGUCUUCAUAACACUGAGUAUUGUAUUGGAAAGAAUGAGAUAUGAAGGAGUUGUAGAUAUAUUCCAGACAGUCAAAAUGUUAAGAACACAGCGACCAGCCAUGGUACAAACAGAGGAUCAAUACCAGUUCUGCUAUCGAGCCGCACUAGAAUACCUGGGCAGCUUUGAUCACUAUGCAACGUAGAAACCCCUGAUCCCUUCUGGAUUUUUUCUACAGGCCCUUCGCUAUCCAUGGCGUCUCUUCUGAGCCAUACAGGGCACUUGAGAAGUCCUUCUUAACUUCUAGCUAACAGCCACUUAGUGGGACUAUUACAAAACAAAAACAAACUCUUCCAAGUGGACCAAGAAUUCACAGUUUAAUCAUCUAACCUGAAAAAUAAUAACAAGAAUCCUGACUUAGGGAGGCAUCUGAAGGAUUUUAUUUACAGAUACCUCAAGGAUUCAAAAUAAAGGGAAGAAGAAAUGACAGCAAAGAACUACCAUCUUGUUCAAGAUUGCUUGGUGGAGACAGAGAGAGCUUGCCUGUGGGCCUCCGUUUAGCACAAGGCAUUGGCUGGUGUGGCCUCUCACAAUAAGGUGGACUCUGCUUCAACAUCACCCCUUUCCCUAUGCCACUCAUACUUACAUUUUAGGAGUAAGGGUGGGGAUGUUUAAAAAGAAAUUCCUUGAUUUCAUUUUAGUGUUGUAAAAGAUUCUGCUGCCCUGUGCUUCAUUUCUGACUGUGUAAACUUCUUUUUUUAAACAAAUGUAUCAUUCGAUAAAGUAAAUUUAAAAAGUUAUGUAAUUCUUCAUUUUUUUUUUAAUUUCUGAACUGGGGGUUUUUUAAGCAGUAGAAUGGUUAUCUGUAAUAUCUUACUGUAGAAGUAUCAAAUCAUUUGAAAUUUUGCACAUUUUUGUGCAACACUCAAUCUACAGUAUCUGUGUCAACAGAUAUUACUUAUACAUUUGUUUGACAUAACUGAUGGGAAAGUGCCCAUUCUCUGCAAGAAUUCAAGGGGAAUUUUGGUUUGCUUUGUUUUAUUUUUGGAAUCAACAGGGAGGCGCAAAGUAUAAAGUUGCUGCUAACAUAUGCAUAUAUAGAUAGAUAUCUAUAUUUUAAGGGUAUCUAUGUAUAUAUAGACAGUAUGUCCACACAAAGAUUUAACUGCCAUUCAAUUCUUCCAUUGUUUAGUUGUUUUUAGGAUUAAAAGCGAUUGUAACCAUCUUUUCCAAGUUAUUUUUAAUAUUUCAAAACUUUAAUUUGUAAAGGGAAUUGAGGAGUGCACAUCAUUGAUUAUUGAACCUCGCCCCUGACUUUCCUGCCCUGCAUUCCCCCACCUACCCAAUCAUAUUCACAAAUACUGUUUCGUUAGCCAGGCUUCCAACAAAAUUCAAUAUUUCUAACACUCUAGUGCAAUAACAAUUCUUAAAUAUCUAAGAGGUGUGCAUGUGGGAAAGGUCAGUGCAUAUCCCUUUAGGAGGGAAGAAUGUUGUAAUAUAUCAGCUAUCAAGUUGUUUUUUAAAAAAAAGUAUAUUCAAUCAUAUAUUGUCUAUAGUAUGUGCUAUGAAAUUUGCAUUUAUGAUAUGUAACAGGGGCAAAGCCAAACUCAUGUUACUCUUUCAGUCAGAAACAUGUUGUGGCUGUGGCGUCCCUGGGAGAUGCUGCGUUGUUUCUCGUGGCUGUGGCGUUCCUGGGAGGCGCUGUGCUGUUUUAUUUGGUUUUAGUUCUGCAUUUAGAGUGCCUUAUAAUUGAUGCCUAUUUUAAUAGCAUUUAUUUUUACCUUUUGGUUGAUUUCCAUUAGUUGUUCACAUCUGUUACUCUUUCAAUUAAAGUAUUAUCUGUUUA